AUGGCGGACAACACAAGUGACAACGUGGGUGCGAUAGGCGACGGGGACGACGGCGGGGUUAAACCAGUUGUAGACCAUCAAGGUUUGUUCGAGAAGUAUGCUGCGGAAGCAGCCUUACAUCCUAAAUAUGCUGAUGAAGAAAGAAACGAGCGUAAACAAGAGGAAAAGGAAUUUUUUAGGAAUAAUUGGGAAGAGGAGAUGAAGAAGAUACCAAUAUUUAGUUCUGAAAUGCCAGAUGAGCCCAGUUCUGAAGAUGCUGAUUUAUACGCUGCAUUCCAGGCUAUCAAGUACGCUGAAGAUGACCCCCCUGAAGAGCUGGCAGGAAGUCACAAAGAUGAUGGUAACCAGUGGUUCAAGAAGAAGAAAUACAAGCUGGCCAUCAAAGCAUACGACGAAGGACUGAAGCUCAAGUUUGAUGAUGGGAAUCUGCGAGCAGUGCUGUACACCAACAGAGCAGCGGCUAACUUCCAUCUUGGCAACCAUCGUUCUUGCCUGAAUGAUGCCACCAAAGCGAUAGAGCACAACCCAAAUCAUAUGAAGGCGUUAGUCCGAGGUGCAGAAUGCUGUAUGAAGCUUGAGAGAUACAAAGAUUCAACUACAUGGUGCGAUAAAGCGCUUCAGAUCUCAGCAGAUGAUAAAAGAGUGCUAGAGAUGAGGUCUACUGCUGUAAAACACUUGAAAGUUAUGGAAAGAGACCAGAGAAAACGUAAAGCUGAAGAAAAGUCUGCAAAAGCAAAGAGCAUGAAGAUAGUUGAAGCCAUUCAAAGUCGCAAUAUUGAAUUUGCCCAAACUCCAAGUGAAUCCAAGGAGGAGAACACGAGGUCCCCGAAGAUCAAAACGCAAGAGCAACUCAUCGUUGAUGUCGUCACGGCAACGCAUCCAACAGGAGCGAAGAUUCAUCUUGAUGAGUCGGGGCGUCUGUCGUGGCCCGUGACCUUCCUUUAUCCUGAACACGGCCAGAGUGAUUUCAUCGCAGCUUUUCAUGAAGACUCCAGUUUUUCUGGUCAUUUGAAACUGAUGUUCGAUGAGGGUGUACCCUGGGAUACUAUGAAGGUCUACAAGACGCCGAAUCUUCAGGUGUAUUUCCAUUAUUCUGAGGGCAAAGCACUCGUUCAAAUCAACCCCGAGUCAUCACUUAAUGAGAUCAUACGAGAUCCUAGAUAUUUAGUGGCUCACCAUCCUCUGUUCGUCGUCUUGUCAAGAGCAUCUCCAUUUACAAGCGACUACUUAAAGAAAUAUUCCAGUCUGCUUUAGCAAUCCUACGGUGUUUUCAAUGAACAAUCAACUAUUUGUCCUGCACUAUGUUAUGCAGCUGCACUUAACGUUUGUGUUAGUUCUAUGCAGCAGUUGUGUCUUCAUUUGCAGCCCUCUCAUGGCGAAACAGCCCAACUUAUAAAAUGAAAUUUUGGAAAAAACAAGUAAAGAGAUGAGCAGUUGUGCUUGUGAACAGUACAAAAGUUUCACAAGGAUAGAGAAAGGACGUGUUAUAUUCCAUAAACGACCGAUGGUAACCUAAAGCAAAACCAUGACACUAAACGGGACACUGACAGAGUACCAGCGAACUGAUAAACAACAAACAGUGUGAUCUCGCAUUUAUAAACAACGAACGUCGGGAAUGCCAUGUGUGUGAUCCUGUGAAUGUCGGUCAUGAAAUUAGGACAGACAACUGGCGCCCACAACAAGGGACGUUGGUCUUCGGCUCUCAAAAGGGCUCAAGUCUCUACCUUAUGGUCAAAGAUAAAUACAUAGUACACAAGUUAACAGCAAAUAAUAUAGAAAUUAAUUAUGAACAAGACAUAUUUUGCUUAUUAUAUGCAUAAAUAAAGCCAAGAACUAAACAU
Molecule: messenger RNA, 1841 nt
Organism: Asterias rubens (European starfish)
Lineage: Eukaryota; Metazoa; Echinodermata; Asteroidea; Forcipulatida; Asteriidae
Product: tetratricopeptide repeat protein 4-like
Exons: 10
Coding region: 1-1254 (417 amino acids)
Molecular function (GO): Hsp90 protein binding
Source: RefSeq, a predicted model, not a curated record